UUGCAGAGCGCUUCUGCCUUGAUACCGUAACAACACGAGGUGUUUGACAGUUUGACUGAAGCGCGAGCACACGCUUGCCCUGGCUGUUGCUUAUGAAAGCCGCCUUGCCAGCUCUUGCUGCUUAGAGUGUUAAGUCGCUAUCAGCACACCCUGUCGUUGUUCUGACCCAAACCCGCUGAACUUGAGGGCUGAAGUUGGGGCUAAAUCUUGGGGGCUACUGCUGCGUGUCGGUUCCGGAGUUGUACCGGAGUGACCAUUGGCGCAACAGCCCACAAACCUCGCUCCUUAAUCGCAAUUACAUAUUCAGUUGCACAAGUGAGACUACUGUAGAAAUUAAGCCAGCUCAGCAGCGGCGCGUGCCUGUCGCACGCUUUAUGCACGCAAGUUAGGUGUUCGCGAAGCCGCAAACCAUGGCCUCGCAGGGGCCAUGGGUGCCCUCGGCAAGAAGAAGAGGUGGACAAUACCCAUUACAACCUGCAGCUCCACCGAGUCAGGCAACUGUUGCUCAGCCUGAGGACCUGAAAUUGCACCUUGAUUCAAAGCGGAGGAUAGUCUACCGGCAUGCUCGGCGCCUCCUGGAGACCAGCACGCGCAGCUGCAUGACCUACUCGGCUCGCAUUCAAGUUCCGGUGGGGUGGCGCCCCUGCCUGGCGCUCCUCGCGGUCGCCAUCCUCGGCACAGCGGUGGUCUGGCUGUCCCCCGAUGAAAGCCACGUUUGGGGGCUUCCAUGGCCAUGGGCGGAGACAAUUCCUCUGGCAGCGGCCAUCAAUGUGCUGCUGCUGCUGGGCGUCGGGGUGCUGUACGCAGCGACGCGUCCGUCCUGGCGCACAUCCGCUUGGCGGCCGCUGCUGCCGCUGCGGGCCCGCACCGUCAUCUUCUACGCAUGGCUAUUCCUAAAUGCCUACUUCUACAUCGGCGGGAUCCGUAACCGCGAUUUUGUGAAGAAGCCGGGCUGGCUGAGCCAGAAGCUGGUGCCCAGCCGAGCAACCAGCAUGAGCGAGGGCUCGGUGCGGGCCCUACGCAUCGCCUACAACUGCGGCAUGGCUGCAGCCUGGCCGCUCCUGGCCAACCUGUUCGUGGCGCUGCUGCCCGUGGAGCGCUCGCUGCUGCUGCUGGCGGCGCUGGGGGCGGGGCACGAGGACGGCGUGGCGGCGCACACGUGGGCCGGCACGGCGGUGGCCACGUGGGCGUGCGUGCACGCGGUGCUGACACAGUUUGCGAUGCUGGCCGCGGGGCUGUGGGCGUUCAUCGUGCUGCCGCCCGGCAACGGUGCGGAGACCAAGGCCGUCACCAACUUCAUGGGGCUGCUGGCCUGGCUGUGUCUGUGCGGCUUGGCCGCUACCUCGCUGGCGGCGGUGCGGCGGGCGUGCUACAACCUGUUCAUAUGGGCCCACGUCAUACUGGCGCCGGCGAUGUUCCUGUUCGCCAUCCUGCACAGCGGCCUGGUGUUCUGGUACGGCUUCCUGGGGCUGCUGCUGUACGGCGCCGACGUCGUACAGCGGCUGGUACUGCGCCGCCGUACGGCCGCCGCCACCGUAACCGUCUAUCCCCAGGCGGCGGCUGCGGCGGCGGCGGCGGCGGUGGUUGACGGCGGGCGGUUACCGGCGGCUGGCGAGGGCGGGAAGUUCGUUGUGCUGCGCAUCCACACGCCGGGGCCGCCCGGCUGCUUCGCGGGCCAGCACGUGUUCCUGCGGGUCCCGGGCGUGUCGGCCUGGCAGUGGCACCCCUACUCCGUGGCCGCCGCCGACGACCGCUCCUUCGCGCUGGUGGUCAAGGCGCACGGCGACUGGGAGCGGCGGCUGGCGGCGGCGGCGGAGCAGGACAGCGCGCUGGAGGGCGGCGCGGUCAGCACCAAGAUGACGGUGUGCUAUGAGGGCUUCUACGGCACGCCCGACCUGCAGGCGGCCGCGGCGUCAGCCGAUCGCAUGCUGCUGUUCGCGGGCGGCUCUGGCAUUACGCCCCUGGCCGCGCUGCUGCAGAGCCUGCUCAAGCACCCGGCGCCGCUGCUGCCGCCGCCCCAGGAGCCCGCAGCCGCCAAGGCACCCCACGCCGCCAGGUCCUCCUCCUCGGCGGCGCCGCUGCACAGCUCCUCCGUCAUGGGAGGCGGCAUGGGCGCGGUGGGGGUUCAAGGGGCGGCGGCGGCUGUGGCGGGUGGCACGGAGGAUGGGGACUCGGAUGAGGCGCCGCGGGUGCACCUGGUGUGGGCGGUGGCGCAUGAGUCUGACGCGGCUCCGCUGCUGCCGCUGCUGCACGCCGCCGCCGGCCGCGGCUGGUGGGUUGACCUGCACGUCACGCGCCCGCAGCAGCAGCAGGCGGCAGCGCCGGUUGACGUGUCGGUCAAGGGCAGCGGCAGCGGCGACGCCCUGCCCGCCGACCCGCACCCGCUCCACCUGCGCCAGGCGCACCCGCACCUCCACACCGUCGCCGUGGCGCUGCACUCCAGCCACCACCCCGCCCACCACCACCCCGCCCACGGCCACCACCCGCCCACUCAACACGGCCACGUCUCCAUCCCUAGCCGCAACGGCUCCUCCCCGCACACCCCCGCCGCCACCUCCGCGGCCAAGCACAAGCUGGCGGCGGCGCCGCCGCCCCACGCGCCGCUGUUGCCCGUGCCCGCAACCGUCAAGGCCGCCACGGCCGCGGCCGCGGGCUCUAGACACAGGACCGGGCACAAGGCGCCGCCGCAGCCGCUGCGGCCGUGGCAGCUGAGCGGCGCCGCCUGCUGGGCGGUGGCGGCGGCCGCCGCCGCCGUGGGCGCGCUCGGCCGCGUGGUGGGCCGCAACCUCUUCUCCAGCUACACGUGCGUCGUGGGGCGCGGCGCCGGCGGCGCCACCGCCGCCGGCGGCAUCGGCGAGUGGGUGGAGGCGGUGCGGUUUGCGUUCACCUCGGCGGCGCGCGCCGCCGCCGCCAACGCCGCCGACGCCGCCGCCGCCACUGGGCACGGCGCCGCCGCCGCCGACGCCGCCGACAUGGGCGCCUGGCGGCGGCUGAUGGCGCGGCUGGCGGCCGCCGCCACCUGGGCCGCCGGCGAUGUGGGCUCGUGCCCGCCGGGCCUGGCGCCGCCGCUGGCGGCGCUGGGGAAGGGCGCCAAGCUGAAGGCCACGGCGGAGGCGGUGGCGCUGCGUGCGUGCCGGACGUGGGGCCAGGCGGUGCCGGACCUGUGUGUCAAGUGCGACCCCUUCACGGAGCGUAGCCCGCUGCACAAGGCGUGGCCUUGCUGCCAAGCCAAGGUCUGCUUCUACGGCGUGCGUGCCGCGCCGCUGCUGGGCUGGGUGCUGGGCGCGGCGGCGGGCGCCGCGCUGGCGUGCUGGGUCUGGCGCGCCGCCUGGCGGCGCCGCCGCGCCGCCGCCGCCGCGGCGGCGGCCCGCGGCCUGCCGGCGCCCUACGACGGCUACGCCCUGCGCCAGCCGCUGCUGCUGCCGCGCCAGGCUGACUGGCUGGAGGAGCUCAAGGCUGGCAUAGGCCUGGGCAGCAGCAGCGGCGGCGGCGGCGGCGGCUAUGAGGCGGAAGCGGCGGACGGCGGCGCCGAUGGCGCCGACGCCUCGGCGGCGGAGGAGGGCUACGGCGGCGGCAGCGACGCGUGCGCGCCCGGCAUUGAGCCCAUGCUUGAGGCGCUGGGGUACCACGGCGGCAGCACAGGCAGCGUGGGCCGAACGGCGGCGGCCGCGUAUGGGGCCGAAGGAGGUGGUGCUGGCGGCGGUGGUGGAGGCCCGGCGGCGCUGCGGGUGCACUACGGCCGGCCGGACCCGGACGCAUACAUUCAGGACGCCGUGGCACGGCUGUGGGGGCUGGACGGCGUGUCGGACGCACUGGCGGCGGCGGCCGGCGGCGGCGGAGCCGGCCGCAGCAGCGGCAAGGAGGGGCUGGCCCCGAUCGGCGCCGGCCCGGCGGCGGUGGUGGGCGUGGUGGUGUGCGGCCCCGAGGCGCUACAGGCGGCGGCGGCGCGCGCCUUCACGAGGCACCUGGCUACCGCCUGUCCCAGCUCCUGGUUCCGCGGCUUCAGCUUCACGACUUGAGAUGGCCGGAGUAGCAGCCGCAGCAGCAGAUAACAGGCGCGGUGGCGAGGCGCGGCUCCAUUGCUGGCGUGGCGAGGCUGUGGCGGCUGUGCAGAUCGUGGUAUGAGCUAGCCCCGAUAGGUCUGGAACAUGUGAACAGUUCAGCUUUAGGGUGCGAUUAUUGGAUUAUUCAUUGUCAUGAAGAUUGUCAUGCCUGUGUCUGUGACGUAUUUGUCAUCUUGCAUGAGUGGGUCGGGUCCUGCUGCAACAGCGUGGGCAGGCGAGGCGUGUCGACGCGGGGUCGUUUGGGGCACAACAUUUGCGUCGGGACCCGGGAGAGCGUUCUAAUAGAUCUUGGUGUAGUAGGCGACAAGUGUUCCCCGGUCACGGGAAAAGGGGCUGAGCCCCUCCACUCUCUGAGGCCGAACUACCUCAUCGCCCGGACAUAGCCGGGGUCGUUUUCCACAUAGCCGGGUGGCGGGCAUGGGGGGCGGGGAGGUGGGGGGGUGGGCGGCGCAGGGUGAUGGGGAUGGGGGGAAAAGGCGUGUAGGCGAAAAGCAGGGAUGCCGCUGCAGUGCCUACAGCGCUGAUGCACGCGUAUGGCACGUGCCCCGGUCGGCCGACCAACUUACGUGCCAGCUUUGUACAGCUGGAAAAUGGGCUACGUGGCAGAUGGUGCGGCGGUGGGUGGCUGGUAGCCCUGUUCGCGAGGCGUGCGACAAGCUGAGGCGUGCGGGGGACAGGGAGGUGCGGUCGCUUUGGCCGGUUUGGGAGGGUUGCGAUGCCCACGUGCCCGAGUGUGGCCUUGCCGGUUUGGCGCAGCUGUUGGACUCAAGGUGACGCAGACAAGGCUGGAUGGGGGUUGGGUGGGCGGCGUUGACUAAUGCAAGCAUCGUGACUGCCUGGAUUCACGCCCUCCAGGCCUUGGACUCUUGGAGCAGUGCGCGCCUGCGCGGUGUGGGUGAAGCCCCGGACUCCUGGCGGUGCUUUUACCGCUCUUGACCUAAACUUACGAGGAGUACCUGUUGUGGCAUCAAGUGCUGUACAGUCAACGGCUCAGCGCACGUGCAGCCUAUCAUAAGCGCAAGCCACACAUGAUGGCGCUAGCGGUACAGAACAUUUUUGUCCCUUGGGCGCACGACAAACCGGCACGGUAUCCCGCUCCACGUCGUGCGAUGGUCCGAUUGAUGUGGUACCCAAGGCUUCAGAAUUGUGAUGUUAUUGUACCUGUAUAGUCGACGACACUGCGACCUGUGCGCUUGCGUGGCGCUUAAAUGACUCCUCGCGU
This is a messenger RNA of Chlamydomonas reinhardtii, 5286 nucleotides long. RefSeq lists its product as uncharacterized. The transcript has 13 exons. The coding region runs from base 600 to 4019 and encodes 1139 amino acids. The record is from RefSeq and is a predicted model, not a curated record. Gene Ontology annotation, molecular function: oxidoreductase activity. Gene Ontology annotation, cellular component: plasma membrane. Lineage: Eukaryota; Viridiplantae; Chlorophyta; Chlorophyceae; Chlamydomonadales; Chlamydomonadaceae.